GCCCAUUCAUUUAACCUUUGAUCAAAUCAUUCCAAGGUGGGAUCGCUUUUUCCGCUCUCACCUGUGUAAUUUCAUAUACUCUCCCUGUCUCUCGUCUCCCGCUGGCUUUAGUUUCGCACCCGGGAGGCGUCUGAUUAGGUGCUUUUGCUUUGGUUUGAUUGCUUCCUUUACUCCUGAACAGGAAAUUUUGAGAAUUCAGUAAUUUGUGUAGCGAAGGGCUCAUUGCUACUGGGUGACAUAAAAAAACAUAGAUUGCAGUUGUAUUUGAGGCCGAUGGCAACUAACGAAAAUCUUCCACCCAAUGUAAUAAAGCAACUUGUCAAGGAAUUGAAAAAUCUUGAUGAAUCUCCUCCUGAGGGAAUCAAAGUUGUGGUAAAUGAUGAUGAUUUUUCAACAAUACAUGCAGACAUCGAAGGCCCAGCUGGGACUCCAUAUGAGAAUGGAGUUUUUCGCAUGAAAUUGUUACUGUCUCGUGAUUUUCCGAACUCUCCUCCUAAAGGUUAUUUCUUGACUAAGAUUUUUCAUCCAAAUAUUGCAACAAACGGAGAGAUUUGUGUCAACACGCUAAAAAAGGAUUGGAAUCCCAGCCUUGGGCUACGCCAUGUUCUUAUCGUAGUUAGAUGUCUAUUGAUUGAACCAUUUCCAGAAUCAGCUUUAAAUGAACAAGCUGGCAAAAUGCUGCUUGAAAAUUAUGAAGAGUAUGCUAGACAUGCCAGGCUUUACACAGGAAUACAUGCCAAGUCGAAGGCCAAAUUUAAAACGGGUGCUAUAUCAGAAUCUACUACCGCAUUGAAUGUUGAUCAGAGUAACCCCUCAGUUCUUACUACUGAUGAGAAAAAUGCAUCUCUCGGUGCUUCAUUGCCAUUGCAGUCCCCUUCAGCCCACUCGGCUAUGGCAAUUAGAGGAAGCAGCCAAGAACAGCCCGCUGCUGUUACAAGUGACACGGCUGGUAAUGGCUCUUCUGCUGCAACCGUGGUUUCUCCUGCCUCUCCUGCCCCGCAAAAGAAGGAAAGUGGUCUACCAAAAGCUCAGGCAGACAAGAAGAAGAUUGAUGCCAGAAAGAAAAGUUUGAAAAGAUUGUAAUGAAGUUGAGGAGUAAUUGAAUUGAACUUUUCAUUUGCAGUUUUGUUGAGUGACUGAGAAAAAAGUGAAGGGGGCCUAGGCAUUGGCAACUUACGUUAGGCUCAAUGAGAGCAGAUGCCUCCAGAAACCUUUGAAGUAUGCAUAUGUGUAGUUAUGUGGUUGAUAUCAUGCCCUCACCACCCCUUCGUCUAUGCGCUCAUUGGCUGGGUGGGGUAAAGCAAAACUGGCUGGAGAACUAAGGUGGGUAAGGUGAAGCGGAAUUUUAUUCACGAAUUUACAUUUAAAUACAAUCCUGUUCCACUUUA
Messenger RNA from Neltuma alba, 1388 nucleotides. RefSeq names its product ubiquitin-conjugating enzyme E2 22-like. NCBI's taxonomy places the organism in Eukaryota, Viridiplantae, Streptophyta, Magnoliopsida, Fabales, Fabaceae. The record is from RefSeq and is a predicted model, not a curated record. The transcript is spliced from 7 exons. Bases 274 to 1083 code for a protein of 269 amino acids.